GGACGCGUCGCCGCCUCGCCCGCUGACGUAAGCCGCGCCAGGCCCUCCGUUCGUGCAAGGGGCUCUUGGCCUUCUUUCUCUCGCUGGCCCGCCGCCCGCUUGAGCAGACGCUGUCCUUUCCCCCUCCCCGGUCAGACCGAUAGGCACGGCAACAUGAGCAAAAAGGAAGUGAUUAUCUGCGACAAUGGAACAGGCUUUGUGAAAUGCGGCUUCUCCGGAACCAACUUCCCCGAGGCCAUCUUCCCGGCCAUCGUCGGCCGCCCCAUUCUGCGAGCCGAGGAGCAAAUGUCCAACCUUGCGGAGCUCAAGGACAUCAUGGUCGGAGACGAGGCCGCCAAGGUCCGGAACCUCCUCCAGGUCUCAUAUCCGAUGGAAAACGGCAUCGUUCGAAACUGGGAGGAUAUGUACCAUCUCUGGGCCUACACCUUCCAGGAUAAGCUGGGCAUCACAGACUACAAGGAUCACAAGAUCCUGCUGACCGAGCCUGCCAUGAACCCCAAGAAGAACCGCGAGAAGAUGGCCGAGGUUAUGUUUGAGCGCUACGGCUUCAACGGCCUCUGGAUCGCCAUCCAGGCUGUCCUGACGCUCUAUGCUCAAGGACUGCAGACCGGCGUCGUGGUUGACUCUGGCGACGGUGUCACGCACAUCGUCCCCGUUUACGACGGCUAUGCUCUUCCCAACCUCACGCGACGCCUGGAUGUCGCCGGCCGCGACAUCACUCGAUACCUGAUCAAGCUGCUUCUGCUGAGAGGAUACGCCUUCAACAGAACGGCUGACUUUGAGACCGUCAGACAGCUGAAGGAAGCCGUUUGCUACAUUGGAUACGAUCUCCAGCUGGAAGCCAAGCUGGCGGCCGAAACCACUGUCUUGAUGGAGUCGUACACGCUCCCCGACGGACGUGUUAUCAAGGUCGGAUCCGAGCGAUUCGAGGCUCCCGAGGCGCUCUUCCAGCCCCAUCUGGUCGACUGUGAGAGCGAGGGCAUCGCCGAUAUGCUCUACAACUGCAUCUCCUCCGCCGAUCUGGAUAUCCGUUCCGAGUUGUACAAGCACAUUGUCCUUUCGGGCGGCACCUCGAUGUACCCGGGUCUCCCGAGCCGCCUUGAGAAGGAGGUCAAGCAGCUCUACCUCGCCAAAACCCUCAAGGGCGAUGCAAGCCGCCUCAGCAAAUUCAAGAUCCGUGUCGAGGAUCCCCCGAGACGCAAGCACAUGGUCUUCCUCGGCGGUGCCGUUUUGGGAGAAAUCAUGAAGAAGAACGACGCCUUCUGGAUCACCAAGGCCGAGUACGAAGAGAAGGGCAUUCGUGCGCUCGACAAGCUCGGUCCCCGCGGUGGAUAAAGAGGCUCCUGGCGAUCGUGUGCGUGUCUUCCCGGGGUACAUAUGACCCACAGUCUGCCCAUGCACCAUGGCGGCCGUGGUAUAUCCUCUGGACAGGCAAUCACUCGUUCGUGUACGAGACGGUCAGGCGAUCCCAGAGGAAUAUGCCACCGUGUCCGGCGCAUGUUGGGGAUCACUCGACAGCCUCGCGAGCAACAGCGUCGUCCCUCUGCGCCGCUCACUUCUGCGAAUAAAUCACCCGCCUUUUUGAUA
Molecule: messenger RNA, 1587 nt
Organism: Polychytrium aggregatum
Lineage: Eukaryota; Fungi; Chytridiomycota; Chytridiomycetes; Polychytriales
Product: actin family
Exons: 7
Coding region: 154-1335 (393 amino acids)
Biological process (GO): Arp2/3 complex-mediated actin nucleation
Cellular component (GO): actin cortical patch; Arp2/3 protein complex
Molecular function (GO): actin filament binding
Source: RefSeq, a predicted model, not a curated record